Oryzias melastigma (Indian medaka) is the source of this 1516-nucleotide messenger RNA. RefSeq names its product N-acetyllactosaminide beta-1,3-N-acetylglucosaminyltransferase 3. Gene Ontology annotation, cellular component: membrane. The record is from RefSeq and is a predicted model, not a curated record. The coding region runs from base 108 to 1277 and encodes 389 amino acids. NCBI's taxonomy places the organism in Eukaryota, Metazoa, Chordata, Actinopteri, Beloniformes, Adrianichthyidae. Gene Ontology annotation, molecular function: hexosyltransferase activity. The transcript is spliced from 2 exons.
AAGACCGAAUCCAGGGUAGGAAGGAACCAGAAAAGCUUGUAAGUUGCCUCCCACUUAACACCUCAGAAAUGUGGACGUCUUCAAGCUGACUGCUGCUGUCUGACACCAUGCUCAGAAAUUCCUACAAACACGUCAUGGAAAGGAAAAUUUCCACCAAAGCAGCCGUGUUAGUGUUCACAGUGGGCUUCGGGGCUGUUUACCUGUCAUUUUUUGAGCCUUUCGUUGGCAUUAAACCCACUUUCCUUCAAAUUAACUUAAGGAAGCAGAAGAAUGACACAACGCCAGCCAAUCGAAGCGCUACAAAUACACACUUGUGGAAAUGUGAAAGGGACAAUUCUGUCACCAACAUCUCCGGCUUCAACUCUUUACCCGGGCAUUUGAAAGACUUUCUGCACUAUCAAAGCUGUCGGCAUUUCCCCAUGUUACUGGACCUCCCAGACAAAUGUGGAGGACCUGAAGGUUCUGCAGAUGUCUUCCUGCUCCUGGUCAUCAAGACCUUACCGGUGAACUACGACCGCAGAGAGGUGCUGCGUAACACCUGGGCCAAGGAGAGACUUCAGAACGGAGUAUGGAUCCGGAGGAUCUUCAUCUCGGGAACGAUGGAUAGUGGCUACGAGAAGAAGAAGUUAAACAGACUGCUUAAAAUGGAGCAACACAAGUACAACGACAUCCUCCAGUGGGACUUCCACGACUCCUUCUUCAACCUCACCUUGAAGCAGAUUCUCUUCCUGGAGUGGAUGGAGACAAACUGUCCUCAUGUUCGCUUCCUCCUAAACGGAGACGAUGAUGUCUUUGCCAACACAGACAACAUGGUAGUGUACCUCCAAAGCCUGCCUGGCAACAACGGAAGCAAACAUCUCUUUGCCGGUGACGUGAUCUACAACCCCGGACCGAUCCGAAAUCCACACAGCAAAUAUUACAUACCUGUGCAGGUUUAUAAAUCCAACAGGUACCCCGCCUACUGCGGCGGCGGGGGCUUUCUUUUGUCUGGCUAUUCAGCUUCAGUCAUUUACAAGAUGUCGCACUCCAUCCCCCUUCUCCCCAUUGAUGAUGUAUACAUAGCAAUGUGCUUGGAAAAGGCCGGACUUCAUCCAAAACCCCACUUGGGCAUCAAAACAGCCGGACUCCGCAUUCCCGACAGAAAAGCCGACCCGUACGACCCCUGCUUCUACAGGGAUAUGCUUCUGGUCCACAGAUUCCUGUCGGUCAACAUGUAUGUCAUGUGGCAGAGUUUACACCAGCCGCAUAUUAACUGCUCGCUCACCACUAAAAUGUAGGGCUGUGCAAACAAGUGCCAUGUGAAAACACAGAAUGUGUUCUGCUAUCAUAUCAGCUUCUUAAUGCAGCUUAUUUAUUUAAUGGUACCAAUGGGUGUAGACAGAAUCCUUACUCAGCAUUAUGUAACUUAGCACAAUGAAAAAUAUGACACUUUAAAGAAUGUGCAAAGCUUGUCCCAAUGUGUUAAACUGCACCCCUUCACAGUUUAGCAAAGUGUUGCAACUUUUGUACAAAAAAA